Diachasma alloeum is the source of this 657-nucleotide messenger RNA. Its product is annotated as proline-rich P65 protein homolog. The transcript has a single exon. NCBI's taxonomy places the organism in Eukaryota, Metazoa, Arthropoda, Insecta, Hymenoptera, Braconidae. The record is from RefSeq and is a predicted model, not a curated record. Bases 1 to 657 code for a protein of 218 amino acids.
AUGAAGCGAAUGGGAGAUCCAAUGGGACCAUCAAUACCAUCUUCAGUCUUUAGUAUGCCAAAAGAUAAUCAAAAACCUCCAGGUCAAAAUGGUUGGCCCUACCAAGACAUGAAUUUGCAGUAUCAGAAUACUUUUUUACCUCAACCUCAACAACAGUGGUUCUCAGACUACUCACGGAGUUCGUUCAAUCUCCAAGGUUACCCAACAACAGCACAGUACUGUACAAAUGGGAAUCAGUUUAAUCCUAAUUUUGAGUAUCAAAAUCAUCCAAACCAACAAAUGUUGGGACGAGCAACCAACUCAAAUGGAUCAUAUUUCUAUCAUCAGCAGGCACAGUCAUUCUCACCUAUGCAGAAUGUGACACUAUAUACCCAGACUUCUAUCCAAUCAGUUGCCGGUAGCCACGAGAAUUAUGUAAACCAACAGUUGAAUCCGACUGCUUCCACACCAACGCCAUCUUCACUAGUGAUAGCUCCAGAUAAUCAAACUCAGCCUAAGAAUUCAACACCACCUACACCAGUGUUACUGUUAUCGGCUUUUCCAGCUUCACAGUAUGAAAGGCAACAACCGACACCUUCAGCAGGCACCACAACGACGCUCUCAUUAACCCUCGAACGGGAACCCUCAACGCCACCAGUCCAGACAUCCGCAUCAUGA